This is a messenger RNA of Metopolophium dirhodum (rose-grain aphid), 2905 nucleotides long. RefSeq names its product protein TRC8 homolog. Gene Ontology annotation, biological process: ERAD pathway. The transcript has 9 exons. NCBI's taxonomy places the organism in Eukaryota, Metazoa, Arthropoda, Insecta, Hemiptera, Aphididae. The record is from RefSeq and is a predicted model, not a curated record. Gene Ontology annotation, molecular function: zinc ion binding; ubiquitin protein ligase activity. Gene Ontology annotation, cellular component: endomembrane system; endoplasmic reticulum. The coding region runs from base 551 to 2464 and encodes 637 amino acids.
GACGUCUAUCCUGCCCGCUGCCGCGAUCACGUCUGAAUAUUAUGCUGCGGCGAAGGAGUCAGAUAUCAUCGCAAAUCGCUAAUGAUAAAUGCUAAAUUACACAAUCGCUAAUUCGUAUACAGUGACAGUGACUAUACCUAUAAUAAUAACAUACGAUUUCGAAUCGAUGCGUAACUUAUGUGUACAAUUUGUAAUAUUAUGUUUGACUUGGGUAGCGUGUAAUACCUAGAAAAUCGCGUUCCGUACUUACAAGUGUCUACCCGUCUUCUACCGUUAAUAUUCACCGUUGUAAUUGCCCUCUUUUUUUCUGCUGUACAUUAUGUUUUCAGGAUUAAAUAGUAUUACGUAUUUGUCAGCGAGAAAAAAAAAAUCACCUUGAUUGAUCGAUAUGUAUCAUCAACAUGAUGUUAUAAAUUAUUCACAUGUUUUCGACAACAAAUAAUUUCUCCUCAUUGUUGGCUGUACCUGUGGCUGUUGAUCUGUCCUCAGUAUCCUCCAAAGUCCAAGUCUUGUAAUAGUUUGACAUCAAAUAUUCAAAACAAUAGCUAUCAUGAGUCUCUGUAAUUUGUUGAGGGUUCCACCCAUAUUCAUUAUGGACGAACUCUUCAAAACUAGUUUUGGGUUUCCAGAUUUGGCAGAUAUAAUAUUCCCAGCAAAUAAUGACUUUGUAAAUAGCACACUCAGUCAAAUUGAGAUCGGCGAGUCCGCACAAUAUUACAAGGCCAUAUUUCUAUCCUUCAUAAAAAUAAUAGUAUCCUGUUUGAUAUUUUGUUCAUCGUCAUGUUUAUUUGUUCUACCUGCCAGAUACUUAUAUAUGGUGUACUUUCAUCUAGUUUCUGUCUGUAUUGUACUUCUUUCUUAUUGGGCUAACAUACAAACACUGAAAGUUGUAUACGGAAAAUAUGAAAACUUUGAAACUAACCCGUUUGAUAAAGAUAUACCAUGGAAUGUAGACGGAUUUUUAUAUCUUUUUACAGAAUUACAAGCCGCACAUUUCCUAUACCUUUUAUUCCGCAAUUUAAUCCUACAGUGUAUUCUAUCACUAGUAUUUGACUUUUUACAAGUGUUUACUACAAAUCAAUCAAUCCAUAAAAUUUUCAGCUUUAGCUUUACUAUUCCUAUGUUAGUUGCAUUUUUACCCGGUACAUGGAGACAUGGAUUUUUGAACACAAUAACGGUGCUAUCAACGUUGUUGCCAUUGUUUAUUAUGCUGAAAACAUUGUGGUUAAAUCUAUUUACAAUCACAAAUUUAAUUCGUAAUGGAUACAGUCGUACACGAGAAACUAUAAAUAAUUAUGGAAUAUCUGCUCUGGUUGAAGUAGAAUGGACUCGUCUCAAAAUUCCAAGUGUUCUACGAAUAUUUUGGGCUAUACGAGUACUGGAACAAAUUCUAUAUCUAUUAACUGAUAUAGAAAUACAAAAUGAAACUUUGUUUGGAGCUGUGAAAUAUUUGCUAGUUAAAGGAUGCGACACAUUUACGGCAGUUUUAGGAAUGACAAGUUUUGUAUCAUACUUUUGUCAUUAUAUAGGAGCAUUCUUCCAAUGGGUGCUGUUAACUGAUGAUGUGGACGACAAAAGCAUCGGAACCAUUUCUGCAGUAUUAUUUUAUAUACUAGCUCUGCAGACUGGACUAACAGGUUUAGAUCCAGAAAAGCGCUUUAUAAGGCUGUAUCGUAAUGUUUGUUUACUUUGUGCUGCCUUACUGCAUUACAUCCAUAAUGUAGUUAAUCCAUUAUUAAUGUCUUUGAGUGCUUCUCAUAACCCUUCACUUAAUAGACAUUUAAGAGCUCUUUUAGUGUGUGGAUUUCUCAUAGUGUUUCCUAUCACUAUGUUGACUUACUUGUGGUCUCAUCAUUCAGUUAGUACAUGGCUUUUGGCAGUUUCAUCAUUCAAUAUUGAAAUCAUUAUAAAAGUGUUGGUAUCAUUAGCUGUCUAUUCAUUGUUCUUAAUUGAUGCUUAUCGCACAACCUUUUGGGAAAAACUAGAUGAUUAUGUAUACUAUAUCAAAUCAUUUGGCAAUACGGUGGAAUUCUGUUUUGGAAUAUUUCUUUUUCUGAAUGGUGUUUAUAUUAUGGCUUUUGUAUCUGGUGGUGCAGUCCGUGCAUCUAUGAUGUGUAUACAUGCAUAUUUCAACAUAUGGUGUGACGCUAGGGAUGGAUGGAGAGUAUUUAUUAAACGCCGUACAGCUGUGAAAAAAAUUGAAUCCUUACCAGAAGCAACUAGCGUUCAAUUGUCUGAAUUAGAUGAUGUCUGUGCCAUAUGUUAUCAAAAUAUGGGAUCAGCAAAAAUUACUAAAUGCAAUCAUUAUUUCCACGGUGUAUGUCUUCGUAAAUGGCUCUAUGUACAGGAUCGAUGUCCAUUGUGUCAUGAUAUUUUAUACAAGGCAGAAACGUCAAAUGUCCAAACACAAGAUACAAACCACUUUCAAGAUCUUCAAAAUGUUAUUGAUGCUGAUAAUUCUUAGUUAUUUUUAACUGAUUAGAUUUUAUCAUAAACUUCUACCCAAUAUAUGUUGACAAUUUUAGAAUAAUAAUCAAAAUAUUUGAUUUUUUACGCUGCACAUGUUUACUGUAAAAAGUAGCUUUAAAUUUUAUAAACUAUCAAUUAUACCUAAACAAAUUGAUACAUAUUAAACCUUUUAGAAUUUUAAAUAGAAAAUAAUGGUUAAAAUAUUUUAUUAUUACUCAAAUGAGUAUAGUAUGUUAUACGUAUGUUACAUUUGCUGUAUGUACUUUAAAUAUUUGUAAAUUGUAUACCGCACUUGUUUAAUGUAAAGCUUAUUAACUGUAUUGAUUUAUUUUCUAUAAUUAUUUUAAUCAUCACAUAUGUAUAUGUUGUAUAGUUGUAUUUACUAAACCUAAUAUAUUUUAGAUAAUACAAUUAGAGUUAAUUGAAAUACCUCAUA